Messenger RNA from Salvia splendens (bonfire salvia), 354 nucleotides. Its product is annotated as brassinosteroid-responsive RING protein 1. Lineage: Eukaryota; Viridiplantae; Streptophyta; Magnoliopsida; Lamiales; Lamiaceae. The coding region runs from base 1 to 354 and encodes 117 amino acids. The record is from RefSeq and is a predicted model, not a curated record. The transcript has a single exon.
AUGGCGAUGAUGACGCAGCUGAAAUGGGCGUGGGAAUUCAUUCUCUACCAAUCCUUCUUCCAGCCACGUGUCAACGAGGCGGCCGAAUACUGCGAAGACGGGUUGUCCGAGGAAUGCGCGGUGUGCCUGUGCAGGAUUGAAGGCGGGGACGAGAUUAGAGAGCUGAGGUGUCAACACGCUUUCCACAAGGUCUGUCUCCAUCGCUGGCUCGGAUACGGCCACGUCACCUGCCCCCUCUGCCGGGACAAUGUCGAACCGAGGAAGUUCGCGGCCGACCUCCGCCACGAGCUCCUCCUGUUCAACUUCGCCGCCGUCGACUCCAGCCACGACCGUGCCACGUGGUGGCUACGUUGA